Molecule: messenger RNA, 5799 nt
Organism: Mugil cephalus (flathead mullet)
Lineage: Eukaryota; Metazoa; Chordata; Actinopteri; Mugiliformes; Mugilidae
Gene: cyfip2
Product: cytoplasmic FMR1 interacting protein 2
Exons: 30
Coding region: 228-3986 (1252 amino acids)
Biological process (GO): cell projection assembly; axon guidance; cell morphogenesis
Cellular component (GO): neuron projection; synapse
Molecular function (GO): small GTPase binding
Source: RefSeq, a predicted model, not a curated record
AUGCACUUGCAGCCAUUUUCUGCUCUUUGUGUGGGGUGGAUUAGCACUGGGGUAGGCACUGGGCGAAACUAGAGCAUCAAUCGGCACAGAAGACGAAGAGAAAAAAAACAGCCAGGACACGUUGGAUCGCCGUCGCAGACCGCGACACCGUCCGCCCGACUCAGAUAGCCGCCGGACGGACAUGCAAUUUACAGAUUGGGGUGUUGUUUGAGUGACUCCUUGUUACCAUGACGACCCACGUGACCCUGGAGGACGCUCUGUCCAAUGUGGACCUGCUGGAGGAGCUGCCCCUCCCCGACCAGCAGCCAUGCAUCGAGCCCCCUCCCUCCUCCAUCAUGUACCAGGCUAAUUUUGACACCAACUUUGAAGACAGGAACGCAUUUGUGACCGGCAUCGCCCGCUACAUAGAGCAAGCCACAGUCCACUCCAGCAUGAACGAGAUGCUGGAGGAAGGGCAUGAGUACGCCGUGAUGCUUUACACCUGGAGAAGCUGCUCCAGAGCCAUUCCCCAGGUGAAAUGCAACGAGCAGCCCAACAGGGUGGAGAUCUACGAGAAGACGGUGGAGGUGUUGGAACCUGAAGUGACCAAGCUCAUGAAGUUCAUGUACUUCCAGAGGAAAGCUAUAGAACGCUUCUGUAGCGAAGUGAAGCGUCUCUGUCACGCCGAGAGAAGGAAGGACUUCGUGUCAGAGGCCUAUCUGCUCACCCUGGGCAAAUUCAUCAACAUGUUUGCAGUGCUGGACGAACUGAAGAACAUGAAGUGUAGCGUCAAGAACGACCACUCUGCCUACAAACGGGCAGCUCAGUUCUUGAGGAAGAUGGCCGACCCUCAGUCCAUCCAGGAGUCGCAGAACCUCUCCAUGUUUUUAGCCAACCACAACAGGAUCACGCAGUGCCUGCAUCAACAGUUGGAGGUGAUUCCUGGCUACGAGGAACUUUUGGCCGACAUUGUCAACAUCUGCGUAGACUAUUACGAGAACAAAAUGUAUUUGACUCCCAGCGAGAAACACAUGCUGCUUAAGGUGAUGGGCUUUGGUCUGUAUCUGAUGGACGGGAAUGUGAGCAAUAUCUACAAACUAGAUGCCAAGAAGAGGAUCAACCUGAGCAAGAUCGACAAGUUCUUCAAGCUUCAAGUGGUGCCGCUGUUUGGAGACAUGCAAAUAGAGCUGUCACGCUACAUUGAGACAAGUGCUCACUACGAAGAAAACAAGUCCAAGUGGACGUGCACCCAGAGCAGCAUCUCACCGCAGUACAACCUGUGCGAGCAGAUGGUGCAGAUCAGGGAGGACCACAUUCGUUUCAUCUCGGAGCUGGCGCGCUACAGCAAUAGCGAAGUGGUUACGGGCUCCGGCCUGGACAGCCAGAAGUCGGACGAGGAGUACAGAGAGCUGUUCGACCUGGCGCUGAGGGGCCUGCAGCUGCUGUCCAAGUGGAGCACGCACGUCAUGGAAGUUUAUUCGUGGAAGUUGGUACAUCCCACGGAUAAAUUCUGCAACAAGGACUGUCCAGGCACAGCGGAGGAGUAUGAACGGGCCACACGUUACAAUUACACCAGUGAGGAGAAGUUUGCCCUCGUGGAGGUGAUAGCCAUGAUCAAAGGGCUGCAGGUUCUGAUGGGCCGCAUGGAGUCCGUGUUUAACCAGGCCAUCAGGAAUACCAUCUAUGCAGCCCUACAGGAUUUUGCGCAGAUGACCCUGAGGGAGCCUCUGCGCCAGGCUGUACGCAAGAAGAAGAACGUCCUGAUAAGUGUCCUCCAGGCCAUUCGAAAGACUGUGUGUGACUGGGAAGGGGCGAGGGAACCUCCGAACGACCCCUGUCUGAGGGGGGAGAAGGACCCGAAAGGUGGCUUUGACAUCAAGGUGCCUCGUAGAGCUGUGGGGCCCUCCAGCACUCAGCUAUACAUGGUGCGCACCAUGCUGGAGUCACUCAUAGCUGAUAAGAGUGGGUCUAAGAAGACUCUCCGCAGCAGUUUGGAUGGACCCAUAGUCGUGGCCAUAGAGGACUUCCACAAGCACUCCUUCUUCUUCACACAUUUGCUCAACUUCAGCGAGGCCCUGCAGCAGUGCUGUGACCUGUCCCAGCUGUGGUUCAGAGAGUUCUUCCUGGAGCUGACCAUGGGCCGCAGAAUCCAGUUCCCCAUCGAGAUGUCCAUGCCCUGGAUCCUCACCGACCACAUCCUGGAGACCAAGGAGCCUUCCAUGAUGGAAUAUGUGCUGUAUCCUCUAGACUUAUAUAAUGACAGUGGCUACUAUGCUCUCACCAAAUUCAAGAAACAGUUCCUUUACGAUGAAAUCGAGGCUGAGGUAAACCUCUGCUUUGAUCAGUUUGUCUACAAGUUAGCAGAUCAGAUAUUUGCCUACUACAAAGCAAUGGCUGGAAGUGUCCUCCUAGACAAACGCUUCAGAGCAGAGUGUAAAAACUAUGGCGUAAUCAUCCCGUACCCUCCGUCAAACCGCUACGAGACGUUGCUCAAACAGAGACACGUACAGCUGCUGGGUCGCUCGAUUGACCUGAACCGCCUGAUCACCCAGAGGAUCUCUGCCGCGAUGUACAAGUCCCUGGACCACGCCAUCAGCCGCUUUGAGAGCGAGGACCUCACCUCCAUAGUGGAGCUGGAGUGGCUGCUGGAGAUCAACAGGCUAACCCACCGGCUCCUGUCCAAGCACAUGACCCUGGACAGCUUUGACGCCAUGUUCCGCGAGGCCAACCACAACGUCUCCGCGCCCUACGGACGAAUCACGCUCCAUGUCUUCUGGGAGCUGAACUUCGAUUUCCUCCCUAACUACUGCUACAACGGAUCCACAAACCGCUUUGUACGCACAGCUAUUCCCUUCACCCAGGAGCCUCAAAGAGACAAGCCAGCCAAUGUGCAGCCUUACUACCUGUAUGGGUCCAAGCCUCUGAACAUUGCCUACUCCCACAUAUACAGCUCCUACAGAAACUUUGUUGGCCCGCCUCACUUCAAGACCAUCUGCCGCCUCCUUGGUUACCAAGGCAUUGCUGUGGUGAUGGAGGAGCUGCUUAAGAUUGUCAAGAGCCUGUUGCAGGGCACAAUACUGCAGUACGUAAAAACACUGAUAGAAGUCAUGCCCAAGAUCUGCCGCCUACCGCGCCACGAGUACGGCUCCCCAGGUAUCCUGGAGUUCUUCCACCACCAGCUCAAGGAUAUUAUUGAGUAUGCCGAGCUGAAGACAGAUGUCUUCCAAAGCUUGAGGGAGGUGGGAAACGCCAUUCUCUUCUGCCUGCUCAUCGAGCAAGCUCUGUCCCAGGAGGAAGUGUGUGACCUGCUUCACGCCGCCCCCUUCCAGAACAUUCUGCCCAGAGUCUACAUCAAAGAGGGAGAGCGUCUAGAGGUGAGGAUGAAGAGGCUGGAGGCGAAGUACGCCCCUCUACACCUUGUGCCUCUAAUCGAGAGGUUGGGAACUCCACAACAAAUCGCCAUAGCCAGGGAGGGAGACCUGCUGACCAAAGAGCGCCUGUGCUGCGGCCUGUCCAUGUUCGAGGUCAUCCUGACGCGCAUCCGCAGCUUCCUGCAGGACGGGGUCUGGCGCGGACCUCCGCCCACCAACGGUGUGAUGCACGUCGACGAGUGCAUGGAGUUCCACCGCCUGUGGAGCGCCAUGCAGUUCGUCUACUGCAUCCCCGUGGGCACACACGAGUUCACAGCAGAGCAGUGCUUUGGCGACGGGCUGAACUGGGCCGGCUGUGCCAUCAUCGUCCUGUUAGGACAGCAGCGUCGCUUUGACCUCUUUGACUUCUGCUACCAUCUGCUCAAAGUCCAAAGGCAGGAUGGCAAGGAUGAGAUCAUCAAAAAUGUGCCCCUGAAGAAGAUGGCGGACCGCAUCAGGAAGUACCAGAUCCUCAACAACGAGAUCUUUGCCAUCCUCAACAAGUACAUGAAGGCAGUGGAGACGGACAGUUCCACUGUGGAGCAUGUUCGCUGUUUCCAGCCUCCUAUACACCAAUCUCUGGCUACCACCUGUUGAAAAAUAAACCCUUGACAUAUAGGAGACACACACACACACACACACAAACACACACACACAUUCCCCUUAGCUGUGAUGCUAAUUUCUGCCUCUUGCUGGUCUUUGAGAGGUGUCGGUUAACGCGAUGGCUCCACACUUGUUGUCAGAAUCCAAAGACAAAUCCUCUCAAACUAUUCUUCUUCUAUUUAAAAUUAAACAAAAAAGGCACCUGUCUUUGGAUUCUUCAAAGAAGUGGACCAGACCAGAGGUGGAGGUGUAUAAUCGCACCUUUUCUUUUUAUUCGUGUGGCUCUCUCUCUCUCUCAGACUCAUGCAUGCCUUCUGUUUCUCCUUCAGCUGCACACCUGUGCAUUUGGACCACCGAUGCAAACGCCAAAAGAGAAUCUCUGUUUACGUGGCAGCACAUAGCGGAAAUUCCUUCGGAGUCGUACAUUCGAAUUUUAGAAUUCACAAUCAAGAGCUGAGACAAAAAAAAACAAACAAAAAAAAAAAACGACAACUAUCUGAUAAGAUUUAAAUACUCGGAUUGUGCAGCAAAUAGUUUUUCUAAGUUAAAUAAAGAGAUUUUAAGUUCAACAUGGUGCUCUUAAAUGCUCCUACAGCUACUAACAGUACUAGCACAGGCGCUAGCAGGCCUGUGCUAUCGCUAUGUGUGCCCUCUACUAAGACCCAAACCUGUUAUCAUUUCAGUCCCAUUUGUACAAUAAUCUGGUCGGCCCAUGUCCCUUAGACAUGGUUUCUCCAUCUACGUCUUCUACCCUUCAGCUUGCUUUCAGAGGAAUGGAGGUACAUUUAGUUGUUUUUUUUAUUUGCUUUUAUUUAACUUGCCUCCUAACACCUUUUUUUUUUAUUAUUUUGGUACCAGUUCCACUGUAAAUUUCACUGUUGGGGAAAAAAAGUGAAGUGUUGAGUGUUGUAAUUGUUCUUGUUUUUAAUUAUAAAUAUUUUAAUUUACACACCCGCGGUAUACUCGCCUUUGCGCUAUUGACUGGAAACCUCAUCGACUGUUUUUCUUGUUCCCCCCUCACCUUUGUCUGUUGGAAAGAUUUUUAUAUUCUGUACAUGAAUACAGUGAUAUUAUUUACAAUUUGGAAGAGACGCAUCUUCGUCUGAGUAAAUGUGUUUGCUUUUUUCGAGAGUUAAAAAAAACAUUAGAAAAUACCUCUAGGUUGUAUAAAGACAGUGCUGUACUAGAUUAACCUCUUUUGAGUGUGAAUGGAUGAUGUUGGUCUAGCAGACUUAUGAAAUACUCUCUGCGUACAGUAAAUGGAAGGAAAUCAUAACUAAAAUGUCACUUAUAAUUAAAGGGCAGUUAUUAGUCAGUAUUUACUAUUGUUGGACUUUUUGCUUUAGAUUUAGCAGUGUUAUCACAAUAUGCAAAAAAAAAAGAAGAAUUUGUCCCUAUUUUUUUCAUAUGAAAGAAAACAAAUCAGUUAUUAAGAAUCUCCCAAACAGCCCUGUGAUCUUUUCUGCUCUGUUUUGAAUGAAGAAAGUUUCUUUUGUAACUCCGGUGUCUUUUUAUCAUAUUUAUUCAACUCCAAGUUAUUGUUCAUUUCAAGGUUAAUCUAGUAAAAACUGAAGGUACCAAUGUAUCAUUUCCAAACCUUAGCAUGGCAAAUGUAAUUUAUUGUCAUCAAUGGCUCCAUUUGUGACAUGAGGCUUUGUUUAUGAUAUUGUUGUACAAGUGACCAUGUUUUGAAGUACAAAAAAAGAAGAAAAAAAGUGGAGAAAAGAAUAUAAAAUGUACAACGAUGGUCCUGCAAAGGAUUUGAAAUUAUGUUGUAUUUCCAUGAAAUAAAAAAUGUUUAACUGAA